Molecule: messenger RNA, 1700 nt
Organism: Suillus clintonianus
Lineage: Eukaryota; Fungi; Basidiomycota; Agaricomycetes; Boletales; Suillaceae
Exons: 2
Coding region: 47-1504 (485 amino acids)
Molecular function (GO): protein binding
Source: RefSeq, a predicted model, not a curated record
AACUUGGUAAGUACCUACUCCAUCGAGUCAUCAACAUAGAACUUCGAUGCAUCGGGCUUUGUUGGUCUCGGAAGUCUUACUGGAAAUAUUCGUCUACUUGAGCCAAUCCCCAAGCACAAAAGUACUAGUAGGGUGCACUGAAUCACUAACGCGGAAAUCCCUUGCAGCGCUUGCCAGGACAUGCAAAACCUUUCACGAGCCUGCAAUGGAUUUGCUUUGGGCUAACAUUCAUGGGUUACGGCCACUGUUAGGAUGCGUACCGAGGCUACAUCCAAUGAUAUAUGAUACUGGGAUUAAGUACUCCUGGUCUCAGCGCGUUGGCCCAUUAGCCGAGCAUGAGUUCCAUCAAUUUUUGCAUCAUUCUGCCCGUGUGCGCAACAUGUCCAUAUCCGAGCCAAACAACAAUUAUUUUCACCUUCUCACGGCCCUCCCCAUCGAGACAUGUUUGUUCCCGGGACUGCUGUCAUUAUCCUGGAUCGUUCAAUGCACGAAUACCAGAAUCCUACACUUUUUCCUAUCCCCUACGCUUCGCCGUUAUUGUGUAUCGGACCUCCGAGUCCAUUCAGAUAUGGAAUAUAUUGGGACAAGUUGUGCUGCUCUGGAGGCGUUAACCGUUUUGAAGGAUAGCGACACAGCGCAGCUGUCUGAAACCGUCCGUUCAUGCAAGCGGCUCAAACAUCUGCAAUGUCCACCGCUCGACUCGGGAGUAUGGAAGCACCUCUCCACCAUCCCUACCCUUCUUACGGUGAGGAUUGUCGCAUCGCACAUUUUUCGUUACCCGUUGGACCAGAACAAACUCGAUUUUGCACCUUUCGUCAACCUUACGAGUCUGUCUUUCCAUGGAGGGAAAGUGGCAGCUAUUAUCACAAUUAUACAACAUUCCGAAUUCCCCUCGCUAAAAGAGUUCGCGAUGCAUGUCCGUGUUUUACCUUGGGAAGAGGCCGAGCAGCUUUUUCGUGCACUGUCGCAGUGCAAAGCAUGCCAGACCAUUGAGCACAUUAGCAUUUCUUCCCACGAUCGAAUUCAGGAGCACUCGAGCAACUCUAUGACGGCAAUUAGACACUUUAUGUGCUUUACGCAGCUGCGAACGCUGAGAUUAUCUGCUUGUUGCUCCAUGUACCUUGACAACGACCUUCUUUUGGAAGCCAUGUCAAGUUGGCCGCACAUUCGCACCUUGUUAUUUGCGGACCGGCAUCCUUGUCCACCUACCGUUACAUUUCGCGGAUUAUUCGCAGCGCUCAGCCGAUGUCCCCACUUGCAAGACCUACUAAUGUUCAUCGACGCUCGGAACAUCGAUAUCGAUCCUGAAACCGAGUCAUUCCAACACACUUCCCUGCAAAGUUUGAGAGUGGGCGCGUUCGAGGAACCGGACGCUGAAGCUGUUGCUCGCAUCAUUUUCUCCAAGCUCCCUUGCAUCAAUUGGGUUGGGUGUGGAGGCGGCCACCCACAGUUGUGGCACGAUGUCAACAGUCGUCUUAAAUCUCUCAAAAAACAAUCUCCCUAGGUGCUCGACUACUGUGUCACAAGAGCAGUCCCACAGACCUGAGUACAGGGUACCCUCUUGGCAUUCGAUGCUUCCAUGAUUAGAAUGAGGACUUCGGGGCACGGAACGAGCAAGGUAGAAAUUUGGGAAGUACAAGACGACAAACAUACAUAAUUCAAGUCGGCAAGUCCGUCAUCGUUCAACUAGAGUACGAAUG